AAUGUUUUCAAAACCCUCGCUCCCAAACCCCCUCUCUUGUUAAGCCGUUUCGUUUCUUUCAUCUCUGAAUGCCAACCCUAGCUCUGUUUCUCUAGGGUUUGACAGCUACCAGUAACUAUAUACAAAUACAAUUUGUCUCUUAUAUUUUUAUAAAUUGUGCGGAUUGUUGGUAUUGGUCUUAUUUUUGUUGUCACUUCUUUAGUUUCGGACAGUCUGGUAGGCGGACCAGAAGUCAAUUAUUUGAGAUGGUGACUGGGUCGAGAAUCGAAGGGGGGAAUCAGGUACUUACCGAUCGAGUGAGGAAGACGAUCCAAUCGAUAAAGGAGAUAGUGGGCAAUCACUCUGAUGCUGAUAUUUAUAUUGCCCUGAAAGAGGCCAACAUGGACCCAAAUGAGACCACCCAGAAAUUGCUCAACCAAGAUCCAUUCCAUGAAGUAAAGAGGAGAAGGGACAGGAAGAAAGAGAAUGUUGUAUACAAGGAUUCAGUAGAUCGAAAAAUACACUAUGAGAGUGCUGGUCAAGGUACGAGAUUUCGUGCAUUUCCUGAUCGUAAUGUUCGAAGAGGAGUCUAUGCUCGGAAUGCAGUAUCUGGAACCAACAGAGAGUUCCGAGUUGUACGGGACAACAGAGCUAACAGUACAAAUAGAGAAAUAAACUCUUCUUCCCCUCAGUACUCAGCAUCGGAUAACGAGCAAGUGCUUGCAAAUGUUGCGGAAAGAGGUCAAACAGAAACUUCAGGCACUCAAAAAACUUCUGGUGCAGAAAGUUCAUUUUGUGCUUCUAAUGGAACGUCAGAGUUGCAGCCUAGGCAGGCAGAAGAUGCACAAUUAAGCAGCAUUGGUAGGAAUGAAGUAUUGGAGGAAAAGCAGACUGUUAUUUCUAAGACAGUUGCAAGGGUUGAACCUGUAAAGCCCAACAAUUCUGGAGCACAUCCUGCAAAAUCUGUCUCGAACAAUUCUGUCAUUGGUGUUUAUUCCUCCUCUACAGAUCCUGUUCAUGUUCCAUCUCCUGAUUCAAGAUCAUCCUCCACCGUUGGGGCUAUUAAGCGUGAAGUUGGGGUCGUUGGAGGUCGCCGGUUAUCAUUGGAAAAUCCCGUCAAAGAUUCAUCCGUCCAAAGUGGGUCUUUCUCAAAUUCUCUUUUGGGAAGAGAUUCUUCGGAAUCAUUUCAACCUUUCUCUGCAAUUUCUAAGACUGACCAGCUCAGCCAAACUACAGUAACUGAAUCAGUCAUACCCACCAGCUCUGUGAGCAGGUCUUUCUUAAGCAAUCCGUAUGGUAGCAGGAUACAUCAGCAAGUUGGAGGUCAUCAAAAAGCUCAACAGCAUAACAAAGAGUGGAAACCAAAAUCCAAUCAAAAGUCUAGUGUUAAUGGUCCUGGGGUAAUUGGCACACCUAAAAAGUCUGCUUCUCCUCAUGCUGAUACUUGUAAAGAUUCGGAAUCAGAAGCCAGUAAAUUGCAAGAUAAGCUUUCUCGAGUAAACAUCAGUGAAAAUCAGAAUGUCAUCAUUGCGCAGCAUAUUCGUGUCCCUGAGAUUGACCGGUGUAGACUGACUUUUGGCAGCUUUGGUCUAGAGUUUGAUUCCUCAAGGACCUUGGUAUCUGGAUUUCAAGAAGUUGGCAUAACAGUAGAUGCAAAUGGGGAUUCUGCAGCAAGUUUGUCAGUAUCGGCUCCGGCAACUUCAUGUGAUGAUUCUUCAGGCAGUAAGCCUGCAGAUAUUCUAGAUGAUCAAGUUAGAAACGGCGAAUCUGAUUCUCCAUCAUCAGUUUCUGCUCCUGAGCAACAGUUGCCUGAUAAAAAGGAGUCUUCUAAUCCUCAAAGUUUGGAAAACUAUGCAGAUAUUGGCUUGGUUCAAGACAACAGUCCAUCUUAUGCUCCAGCAGAAUCACGACAAUCACAAGAUCCUCCUGAAUUACAAAGUUUUUCGCAGGCAUAUGAUCCCCAGACUGGUUAUGAUAUACCCUAUUUCAGACCCGCUAUGGAUGAAACUGUACGUGGACAAGUACAACCAUCUCCAUCUCAGGAGGCCUUAAGCUCCCAUACAGCCAACGGCACCUCUCCAUCCACAGUUGCCAUGAUCCAGCAACAACCACCAAUGGCCCAGAUGUUUCCCCAAGUUCAUGUGUCCCAUUUUGCUAAUCUCAUGCCAUAUCGUCAAUUCCUCUCCCCAGUUUAUGUCCCACAAAUGGCCAUGCCCGGCUAUUCUGGUAACCCAGCCUAUCCACAUCCAUCGAAUGGCAGCAGUUACGUGCUGAUGCCUGGAGGUAGUUCACAUCUCGGUGCAAAUGGCCUCAAAUAUGGGAUUCAGCAGUUUAAGCCAGUUCCUGCAGGCAGUCCCACUGGGUUUGGAAAUUUUAACAAUCCAACUGGCUAUGCCAUCAAUGCCUCUGGUGUGGUUGGGAGUGCAACUGGGCUUGAAGAUUCAUCUCGAAUCAAGUACAAAGAUGGGAAUCUUUAUGUUCCAAAUCCCCAGGCUGAGACUUCAGAAAUGUGGAUUCAGAACUCAAGGGAGGUUCCAGGAUUGCAAUCUGCCUCAUACUAUAUUCCUGGGCAAACACCUCAUGCUGCUUAUUUGCCAUCCCACACAGGGCAUGCAUCAUUCAAUGCAGCAGCAGCCCAGUCUUCUCACAUGCAAUUCCCAGGACUAUUCCAUCAUCCUCCCCCUCAGCCAGCUGCGAUGGGUAAUCCUCAUCAUUUGGGACCUGCUAUAGGUGGUAAUGUUGGAGUUGGUGUUGGUCCAGCAGCUCCUGGGGCACAAGUGGGUGCAUAUCAGCAGCCUCAGUUGGGUCAUCUGAACUGGACGACAAAUUUCUAGAAGAAAGUGCGAAACUAACCAACCUCCUUUCCAUGUAAUGGAUUGAAGUAGUGAUAGAAAAGGGUUUUAGUUUUAAUUGUGAAAUGGGUAACUCGUAAUCUCAUCUAUUCAAAUGCAUAAAGCGGUAUUCAGUUUUCCAUGCUGUA
This is a messenger RNA of Carica papaya (papaya), 2959 nucleotides long. Its product is annotated as dentin sialophosphoprotein, putative (DUF1296). The record is from RefSeq and is a predicted model, not a curated record. Gene Ontology annotation, molecular function: protein binding. NCBI's taxonomy places the organism in Eukaryota, Viridiplantae, Streptophyta, Magnoliopsida, Brassicales, Caricaceae.